GGGACAGGGCAGAGCUGCGCUGAGUAGGGCUGAACUAGUCCAGAGCAGUACUAAGUCGAGAGAGAGGUAGCUAAAAAAAAGUGAAAAAAGGAGAGAGAGCCAGUGCAGAUUGUGUUCUACAAAGCAGACUGGAUUAACAGCUGAAACAAACUGGACCUGUUUUUCUCUCUUUAGUUGAAGGUAGAGGCUCAGCGACAACGUGGAUGGCUGGUUAGACAGAGCAGCAUGCUGGUUAAGUACCAUGGCAGUCGCACACAGACCAUCUCACUCUUCCUCGCUGUUAGUAUGGUGAAGAUCUCUUCUUUAGUUGGGUUAAGUUUGCCUUGGACUUGCUGGUGUGGGAGGCUCACUUGCAGCAACAUUGACCCCCGACUCUACUUUGCAGGUUCUGUCUCCCCUGGAGUUGGACUCUUAAUUUUUGGCUUUUGACCCCUGGAACAGGAAAGGGUUUUUGAUUUGGCAGGGGACGAGACCUGCUGAGAAUCAGUCUGGACUUGAAGCACGAGCAUUUAUUCAUAAUCGCUGGACAGCAGGAACAUUUCUUUUACUACACCGGCACUGAGACUGAGACCGCGCUGGAGGCGUGUAUUUAAAAGGACCUCUCUGGCCUCUAUUGCCCCAGGACCAUGGGUGCUCUCUGGGGCAGCAUUUUGCUGCUGUGUGGGGUGGUUCUGCUCAGGACGGAGGGCAGCGGAGCCCAACAGACCAAGAACAACGUCCCCCGGCUAAAACUCUCCUAUAAAGACAUGCUGGAGUCAAACAACCUUGUGACGUUUGAAGGCCUGGCCAACAGCUCGGCUUACCACACCUUCCUGCUGGACGAGGAGAAAGGAAGACUGGUGGUGGGAGCCAAGGACCACAUCUUCUCCUUUAACCUGCUCAAUAUCAGCAGAGACUACGCACAGAUCCCCUGGCCGGCUUCACCCACCAGAAGAGAUGAAUGCAAGUGGGCAGGAAAAGAUCUCUCGAGGGAGUGUUCAAAUUUCAUCAAGGUGCUGCAGCCAUUUAACCAGACCCAUCUCUAUGUGUGUGGGACAGGAGCCUUCCACCCUGUGUGUUCCUACCUGGAGGUGGGCAAGAAACCCGAGGACAGUGUCUUCAGACUGGAGCCUCUUAUAGAAAAUGGCCGUGGGAAGAGUCCCUAUGAUCCCAAGUUACUCACUGCCUCCAUGCUAAUUGAUGGAGAACUGUAUGCUGGGACAUCAGCUGACUUCAUGGGGCGGGAUUUUGCCAUCUUUCGCACUCUCGGAAAGCAUCACCCAAUCAGGACAGAACAGCAUGACUCCCGCUGGCUAAAUGAUCCCAGAUUUGUCGGUGUUCAUCUAAUUCCAGAGAGCGACAACCCAGAAGAUGACAAAAUCUAUCUAUUCUUCAAGGAGAACGCUAUGGAUGGAGAGCAUGCUGGGAAGGCCACGCACGCUCGCAUCGGACAGCUCUGCAAAAAUGACCUGGGAGGUCACAGGAGUCUGGUAAAUAAGUGGACCACCUUCCUGAAAGCUCGACUUAUAUGCUCCGUGCCUGGCAGUAACGGAAUAGACACACAUUUCGAUGAACUACAGGAUGUUUUUCUCAUGAGCACAAAGGAUCCUAAGAGCCCGAUCAUCUAUGCAGUAUUCACCACUUCCAGCAACAUCUUCAAAGGUUCAGCGGUGUGUAUGUACAGCAUGACAGACAUCAGGAGAGUGUUCCUGGGUCCGUAUGCUCAUAGAGAUGGACCAAACUAUCAGUGGGUGCCUUUCCAGGGACGUGUUCCCUACCCACGGCCCGGCACAUGCCCAAGCAAGACGUUUGGAGGAUUUGAUACAACCAAGGAUCUUCCUGAUGAAGUGGUAACCUUUGCCAGAAGCCACCCGGCCAUGUUCAACCCUGUCUACCCCAUUAACAAUCGACCAAUCAUUGUCAAAACAGAUGUGGACUACCAGUUUACUCAGAUAGUGGUGGACAAAGUAGAAGCAGAAGAUGGCCAGUAUGACGUCAUGUUCAUAGGCACAGACAUGGGGACGAUACUGAAAGUGGUGUCCAUCCCCAGAGGCUCCUGGCAUGAUCUGGAGGAAGUCCUACUGGAAGAAAUGACUGUCUUCAGGGAGCCAACAGCCAUUACAGCAAUGGAACUUUCAACAAAACAGCAACAACUGUACCUUGGCUCAGACAUUGGGGUGUCCCAGAUGCCUUUGCAUCGGUGUGAAGUUUACGGGAAGGCCUGUGCUGAGUGCUGCCUGGCAAGGGACCCUUACUGUGCAUGGGAUGGCACCGAGUGCUCCAGAUAUUUUCCCAUGGCUAAGAGGAGAACAAGGAGGCAAGAUAUCAGGAACGGAGACCCACUCACACAGUGCUCAGAUCUGCAACAUCACGAUGAACUCAGUGGGCAGACGACUCUCCUGGACAAAACUGUGUACGGUGUGGAGAACAGCAGCACUUUCCUUGAGUGCAGUCCCAAGUCCCAGAGGGCUCUGACGUAUUGGCAGUAUCAGCGCGCCACUGAUGACCGCAAACAAGAGAUCAAAUCAGAGGAACGUUUCAUCCGCACAGACCAGGGCCUGCUGAUCCGCACACUGAACAAGAAGGAUUCUGGGAUAUAUCUGUGCCAGGCGGUGGAGCACGGCUUCAUGCAGACGCUCCUGAAGGUGACCCUGGAGGUCAUUGACACCGAGCGCCUGGAGGAUCUGCUACAUCGCGACGAAGAGGCCACAGCCAGCGUCCCCGCCCAGGAUCCUUCCCCGCCUCAAGAAACUCCCAAUCAAAAGCUGUGGUACAGAGACUUCCUGUCUUUGGUCAAUCACCCGACUCUGAACAGUGUGGACGAGUUCUGCGAGCAGGUUUGGAAAAGAGAGCGAAAGCACAGGAAGCAGAAAGCUCACCUGGUACAGCAAGCACACUUGCACCAGCAGCAGCAGCAGCAGCAGCAGAAGGUUGUGAGCCCUCGCACCCACGUGCACGCUCAGGGGCUGGCAGUGAAGUGGAAACACCUGCAGGAGAGGCAGAAGGGACGCAACCGCAGGACCCAUGAACUGGAGAGGGCUCCCCGCAGUGUCUGACCCACAAUACCUGACUUUUAAACCUGAAACCACACCCUCAUUCUGUAACCUCGAUUAACCACUUUUCUCCUUCAUACCGAGAUACAGACAUCUUCCCCUGAAGACUGGGUAGAAAAGUUAAACUGGAAAAGCUAUCCUGAUCUGCCGGCUGGUGUGUUCUGUGCGUGGGCAGCCAUGUUUACACAGCACAGAGGACUGCAGGGAUGUUGUAUCACACCAGACCAUUUGAGCAUAUUAUCUCAGCUGGCCUCUGUGGCCUGAACACUGCAGAGGGACAGUGUCAACCAGCACAAGAACUGGAUACAUGUACCCGCCCGACAGACAUGACUGACUCCACGUCCAGAUGUCAACGGCAUUGUCUCAUGGCAUGCUAGUUAGGUGUCUUUAUCAGUGUGAAACUAAGUAGAUACCUAAAAAGAAAAAAAAAACCUGACCAUUUCUUUUUUUACUUCACAAAUAUGACAGAAGAGGAGGUGGGAUUGUAUUAAAACAGUAAAUGGGCUUGCAGUGGAAUUACAAGCACAAAAUAAGUGAAGCUCGUGAAAAGCACAAAUGGGAUAUUUGGUCAUUUUUGGCAUUAUAGAUGGUUAAAUCAAUCAACACGAGAAAGAAAAAUGCCCAAGCGCUGCAAGAAACCGGGAGCACCAUUUGUCAACAAACACAACUAUGUAGCUAAGAUGUGUAAAUACUGUAUUCUAUGACGUCUCCUCAUACUAAAGGGAAUGGCUUGCAGUUGUCUUGUUGCUUUAUGUUGUUUCCCCCAGAUAGACAUUUAUUUAAGAAAAAGUCUUUGGAAAGCAGUUGUAAACAGGGAGAUUUUGUACGAGUCUGUGUGUCUACGCCCUAGAUAAGCUUCCCAAACAAAGUCAGGUUUUAUUAUUCUGUUUUGUUCAUCUUUAUUUUUUUUUUGUCCUCAGAUUCCUUCCAGUGUCAACAGUCGUUAAUUUGACUGUCACUUCAUGGGGAUGUCUGCCAACUGCAUCAUCUCAGUGCACCGAAUGUCAUACUGAGUUCUUCCAUGUUCAUUUGAUUUGUAUUCACUUUGUUUCCACUAUAUGUGUAUUUAUUGAUAUACAGUUAUGUACAUUGUGAAAAUGUUUCCAUGUGCAGGCUUUUUUUCUUUUCCUCUCCUCGGUUUGAUAAAUCUGAUUUACAGGACCAAUCUCUUAAAGGAAUACGCCACUCACAAAAUGAUCAUUGGUGUUUCAAUAAGUCAGGCGGUGUUACCUGAAUUUGUGAGGGAAACUUUCCCUGCACGCCUCCAAGGAAAACGGUGAUCGUUUUAAUUAUUGAUUGAUUGGGGACCAUGUUUAAACUACAAAAUCUAAUAGGCAAAACUCGAUCAAAACAUCUGUUUACCAACUCUCACAUAGUUCAUGCAGUAAAAUUAAAGUCUCAUUUAUCCAGGUGAAUGCUCAGUACUUCCCAAACACUGAAAGUGUAACUUAUCUAUGCUCUCUUCAAAGCCAGACUCCAAUACUGGUUUUUUUGGGUGAAAAUUCAUGUUUUAUGAGAGUUUACCUUUGUUAAACUUGGUCCCCAGUCAGUCAUUAAAUGAAGAUGUUCCUGAGUUUAAAGGGAGGACUUUUUCUUCACAAAUUCAGGGUAGCAUAGCAAGACUAAUCAAUAUACAAUUAACUGGUCAAUAUGUGGGCGAAGCAUUCCUUUAAAAUAACUGUAUUAUCACAAAUACUGUAGUAAGACUGGAAGUUGUUUAUCAAUAUUGGUCAAUAUCACAUGCAUUACCUGCAUAUCAAAUGCACUGAGCAAUAACCCAGUAUCUAUACUGUAUUUUUAUCCCACAUUAAUUGCCUCAUAUUCAUAUUCUUCACAGGCAGCGCAGUGUAACAACUUCAUUUCACUGCAUGUAACAUUUUCUGAUUAUAACAAUCCUUUAUUAUACAAUGCACAAACACAAACCUGGAAUGUAGCUGUGAACAUUAUGUAAAUAUAAAUACUAUGGUCUAUGUUUGAAAAGUAUGACACUGUGUACUAGUGCAUGUGAAUACUAUUGUAGUGUUCCCGUUUUGCUAUAGCAAUGAUAUACUAGUCUGGUGUUGUCACCGUUAUUCUGUUGUUUGCUUAUGCAGUACACGAUAUUAACUAUUUCAAAGAUGUACAUACUAUUUCUGUUAGGACUCUAAGCUGUAUAAUUGAUCAUUCCUGAGGUAGGUAUUCAUGAAAAAAAAAAGUUAUAAACAAGAUCUCACUGUGGAUUUUCACGUCCGCAGACCCGUUAACAACAGUGAACAACAACAUUGAACAAUGCCGGUUGAGCAUUGCAACAUCAGUAUGUCAGACGACCUUGUGUCUAGUGAGUGUUUGCGAACCUCAUCUGCUUUUUGGAAGCCAUGAUGGAGGAAGAUGAGAAACAGCUGGAGCCGCCCUUGAGAAAGCGAUUUAAGGCUAACGGGACACCAGAGUUGUGGAACUUUCAGUAGAGAUGGGCAUAUGAUAACAUCAUCAUUACAGAGAUAAAAUAGAGGGUGCCUCACUGUCUCAGACAUACAGUGAACAUGAGGAGAUGAAGUGCUGUUGCUGCUGCUGCUUUUUGGCAUGAUGAUGGUGGUGA
Messenger RNA from Plectropomus leopardus (leopard coralgrouper), 5607 nucleotides. It is a transcript of the gene sema3ab, whose product is annotated as sema domain, immunoglobulin domain (Ig), short basic domain, secreted, (semaphorin) 3Ab. Gene Ontology annotation, biological process: motor neuron axon guidance; negative chemotaxis; neural crest cell migration. NCBI's taxonomy places the organism in Eukaryota, Metazoa, Chordata, Actinopteri, Perciformes, Serranidae. The record is from RefSeq and is a predicted model, not a curated record. Gene Ontology annotation, cellular component: axon; plasma membrane; glutamatergic synapse. Gene Ontology annotation, molecular function: chemorepellent activity; neuropilin binding; semaphorin receptor binding.